AUGUCGAGCGACAAGAUCACCUUUCUGACCAACUGGCAAGCAGUGCCCUAUCAUCUUCCCGUCUACCGUGCCCAGUCUCAGGGUCAUUUCGCCAACGAGGGCAUCAAGGUGGCCAUCCUCGAGCCCAACGACCCAAGCGAUGUGACCGAAAUCAUCGGUACAGGCAAGGCCGACAUGGGCCUCAAGGCCAUGAUCCACACCCUCGCCGCCAAAGGCAUGCGCAACUAUCCCGUCACCUCGAUCGGCACACUCAUGGAUGAGCCCGCCACGGGCAUCAUCUACAUCGAGGGUAGCGGCAUCACUUCCGACUUCCAGAGCCUCCGAGGCAAACGAAUCGGCUAUGUUGGCGAGUUCGGCAAGAUCCAGAUCGACGAGCUCACCAGCCACUUUGGAAUGAAACCCGAGGACUACACCGCCGUACGUGUCGGAAUGAACGCCACCGAGGCCAUCAUCGACGGCCGUGUCGACGCAGCCAUCGGUCUUGAGAACGUCCAGAUGGUGGAGCUCGAGGACUGGUGCGAGCAACAGAGCCGACCCAGGGCGGACGUCAAGAUGCUGAGGAUCGACGAGCUCGCCGAGCUCGGAUGCUGCUGCUUCUGCUCCAUCCUCUACAUUGCCAACGACAACUUUGUCAGCCAGCACCCCGACAAGGUGCGGGCCUUCAUGCGUGCCGUUAAGCGCGCCGCCGACGACCUUUUCGCCCAGCCCCAGCAGGCUUGGGAGGACUUCAAGCUCUUCAAAAAGAGCAUGCAGGGACCCAUCAACGCGCGCAUUUUUGAGCGAUCGUUCGCCUACAUGUCGCGCGACUGCGCCAACGUGCCUCGCGACUGGACCAAGGUGACCAACUACUGCAAGCGACUCGGCAUCAUUGACGCUUCCUUUGAGCCCAAUAUGACCAACACCUUCCUUUCUUGGGACGUUGAUGCUCAGGACGAUGUCGAUCCGGACGCCAAGCAGCAGGAAAUUGCUCAGUACCAGGCUAACGAUGCGCACAAGCUGCUCGCCUCUGCUGGUGCCUACAGCCUCCCUCACUUCGGCUGCAAAUACGCAAAGGCCGCCACGGUCAAGGCAUCCGCCUAA
Molecule: messenger RNA, 1080 nt
Organism: Pseudozyma hubeiensis SY62
Lineage: Eukaryota; Fungi; Basidiomycota; Ustilaginomycetes; Ustilaginales; Ustilaginaceae
Product: protein NMT1
Exons: 3
Coding region: 1-1080 (359 amino acids)
Biological process (GO): thiamine biosynthetic process
Source: RefSeq, a predicted model, not a curated record